Messenger RNA from Mytilinidion resinicola, 339 nucleotides. RefSeq lists its product as uncharacterized. NCBI's taxonomy places the organism in Eukaryota, Fungi, Ascomycota, Dothideomycetes, Mytilinidiales, Mytilinidiaceae. The transcript has a single exon. Gene Ontology annotation, biological process: cristae formation. The record is from RefSeq and is a predicted model, not a curated record. Bases 1 to 339 code for a protein of 112 amino acids.
AUGUCACACUACAGCUACCUCUCCCUUCCACCAUCCGCAACCGCCACAGAGAUUCAGUGUGCAUACGAAACGCUCUCCGAGCACUACCACCCCCAUGCACAAAGCCAUGCUGAUGGCGAGCAGCGCGAGACAAUCUUAAGAUUGUACCAAGGGAUACAGGAGGCAUGGGCGGUGCUCAGAGAUCCAACCUCCAAGAAAAUAUAUGACCAGGAAUUGGUCAAACAAGAGAAACUGAAGUGGAUCAAGUGGGAACUCAAGGAACAUGAUUGGAGGGAGUAUGAGGCGAGGUGCAGGUUUCUUUGGGAAUUGGAGGAGAGGAAAGGGAUGUGCUGGACAUAG